AAACAGCUGUCAAGUGCAAUUGUCAUUAUAUUCUUCCUUCGCUAUUAUUUAAAAAUUUAAAUUAUUUGAUAAGCAAUUUCAUGGGAUAAAACAUUACGUUUGGACAAAAUAUCCAUGUCAAAGCAAAUUUUCGAAUAGAUACAAUUCACGAAAUUAAUUAAAUUUCCCUUAAAUUUUAACGAAAAGUUGUGCUGGUAAUCGUACCAUUUUCUAAAUAAUUUAAAGUAUCAAAACAUCUAAAUUACAAUGGUCCGUUUUAAGAACAGAUACAUAACUGUCGAAAUUUCAUCGCCUUUAAUUCCUGAGAACAAACCUCUUUCUUUGAAAUCUAAAAUAUUUCAUGAAACUGUACUUGAGAAGAUACAGCAAUUACAUGGUGACUUUGGAGUAGGAGCUGUUAGAUCUGGAUUUCUAACGAAAUAUUGCAACGAGAACACUCGAAUAGCAAUCCUAAGAGCUAGACAUGGGCCUCACAAGUUUGUUUCAAGCAGUUUACCAUUCAUUACAAAAAUAGGUAAACUGGAUGUUAGUCUACGAACUCUUCAUGUUGGAGCAACUUUAAAACACAGCUUUAAAUUUAUCCUUAAGCACCAAAGGGCAUAUUUGGAUUCAAUGUGGUCAAAAUUAAAAACAGAUGAAGAACGAAAGAAUCUUGAAGCAGCUGUAAUGGAUUUUACGAAGACAGAUGUCACAAUAAACAUAGAUAAUAUUGCUUAAUUA
Messenger RNA from Papilio xuthus (Asian swallowtail), 720 nucleotides. It is a transcript of the gene Pop5, whose product is annotated as POP5 ribonuclease P/MRP subunit. The transcript is spliced from 2 exons. Lineage: Eukaryota; Metazoa; Arthropoda; Insecta; Lepidoptera; Papilionidae. The coding region runs from base 247 to 717 and encodes 156 amino acids. Gene Ontology annotation, molecular function: ribonuclease P RNA binding. The record is from RefSeq and is a predicted model, not a curated record. Gene Ontology annotation, biological process: tRNA 5'-leader removal. Gene Ontology annotation, cellular component: ribonuclease P complex.